AUGGAGGGACUUGGGUCAAUAGUGAUACUGGUGCAAACUUGUUAUUUCCCUGCCUUCGUCCUGCUUUUGUGGUUUAUGACUCUGGGAGAGGCAAGGAAGUCAUUUCUCAGUGUUCUGAAUAGAGCAAAGACUGAAAAACUAUUUUUCACAAAGAAUGAAGAAAUGGUCAUCAGAAGAUCAAGUUAGGCUAAGUGGCCAGACUCCAGCCAUCUCUUUUUGCAAUUAGAUGAUCUUAAACUGCUUCAAGUGGUGACUGUGACAAAAACCUUAUGACAGGUGAAGAUGGAGACACAAAAUUUGAACAUUCAACUAUGGGAUUCUGAAGGUAGGCAAGAAAGACUCAUUCAAGAGGUAAUGUUAAAAUCGAAGUGCCUAAACAAAGCAAAGAUGGUCCUCAAGGCAUUAAUGUGUAUUGAUUGAAAUACCCUAGUGCUUAUUCUACCAACUGCUUUUGGUUGCAAUAUUGAAUUGCAGAUGUUUCAAACAGUAUGAAAGACUCCUUUGCCAGUAAUUCUUGGCAAAUUGGGGCAAUUACACAAUUUUUUUCUUAGGCCAUUUUAUGGAUUUCUUUGGACACAGAAUUUGGUGUUAUAAGAGGCACAACAUGGCUUUGGAUUUGUAAUGACCUACACAUGCCCAGGAGGAGUGGGGUCUAUUUCUUUGUUCUGCUUCUAGAUGGAGAUCUCAUUUUUUGCCAUUUUGAUAACUUCAACAUUAUUGGCCCUGAUAAUGAUACUUGCCAAUUCUUAUAUAUAUAGUAGGCUGUUAGGGUUAUCACGUACAUUUUAUGUUGCUGUUUCUAAAAUUGUAUCCAUACUCCUUUUCAUCAUUCCAACAUCAGUUGGAAUAGUCCUCAAGUGUAGCAUACCUGAAAAAGCAAACUUCCUGGAGGGAAUAAUUAGACGAGUUUUAAUGUUUGUAGGGAUUUAUUUGACUUUCAGAAUGUUUCUAGAUAACCUAGAGGAGCUUUCAUGGGAUGUCUUAGUUCCUGCUUUGGGUUUGUUAUUUGGGUACAACUUUGUUAAAAUUUUUGUGCUGCCUGUUCUUGUUUGUAAAAUUGUUGCUAUUGAAAGUGGGACCAGUUUCUUAGCUCUGCCAUUAUUCAAUUCUUUUUCACAGUCCAAGGCCGACUUAGCUUCUGUGGCUCCUUUUAUAGUGGCCAUGUAUUCUGGAUGUGAAAUGUUACUGAUCUUUCUGCUUUACAAGGCUAAGAAAAGAUGUAUUCUUAUCAUAGAAGAUAAAAGGAAGAAGAAAUCCCCUGGCCAAACUGCAUUACUGAAUUCCCACUCUGAAUGAGGUACUGUGGGAGAUUCCAAGAAUAUCAAAAAAUGAUGCCUGUUUUCAGUUCACUACAGACCAUUAAUGUACAGAAAUUCAGAGGAAGGUGCCCAUUUUUCAAACAUGUUGGUUUGGAAAUGUUUUAGAGAACUGGAUUUGAAUAGGACACUUUAUUGUCUCUUAAACGGGGACGAGCAAUAAGAAAAUAUUCCUUCUGUAGUGAUUGUGAUCUAUCCCAAGUAUUUAGGGAAGGGAUCUCCAUAGAAUAGGCGGACAGUAAAUGCUCACACAGUAAAUGAAUAUGUAAAUUCCUAUCUGGGUCUCUCAUUGGCUCAUCAGAAUCAGUACGUCUUAAAUGUAGCACCUCUGCUGUCAUAACUGUACUUACCUGGUCUUGCACAUCUCCCACUCAAGACAUUACCAUUUGCCCUGAAACACAGGGUCAUCUCUUCCUCUUCUCCUUCCUUCAUUCUUUCCUUUUUAGUCAAAUUAUUUCCUACAAAAAGUUUCCUAUAGUAUCUUUUCACCAAUCUCUUCAUUCCCAGUAAUAUCACUUUUGUUCUGCCCUAUGUUGUUGCUUUCCUAAACCUUUAACUCGCUUUUGGUCCUUCUGUCCACUUUCCAAUCACUAUCAGGUUAAUUUUAAAAUCUAACUUUGAUCAUGUAUCUUCCCUGCUACAAGCUUCUUUGCCUUUUGAAUAAAGUUUGUAUUUCUUAGUGAGGUGUUUAUUAUACUCCCUGACUUCAUUCUCUCUUUCCAGUUUUAUCUCCACUCCCACUUCUUACACACAACCUUGCUCCAUUCAAACUGGAUGACUUGGUAUCUCAUGAAUAUGCCUGUGUUCAUGCUAUUCCUACAACCUACAAGGAGGCCUACCUCCUCUUUACCUCGAUUUUGACUAUUCCUACAGACCCGGCUCCAAUGUCACCCUCUCCAUGAAGCUUCUGCUAAUCCCACUUAGCAACCUGUAGGUGAGAUUUUCUCUAAAUUUUCCUCACAAUUGUUUAUAUUUCAUAUUUAGCCAACUUGGCUUGUUUUACAGCUGUUUAUAUUCCUGUCAUAUUCUGUUUUGCUAUAAAUUCUUGAACGUGAGAAUUACAAACACAAUAUAUAAACAACAUGAUAGUGUAAGCAGUAUUCAUUUUGAUACUCCCCAUGUCUAGCACAUUUCCUGCAUGCUUAUUCAAAUAAAGGGCUGAAGUACAGACUAGGCCCCAAAUGAAUAGUGUGCUUGUUUUAUAACACUUCUCAAUUUUCAGUGGCAGUUUUUAGUAUCUAGUUCAUUUGUACUCCUCUCCAAAGAUCAUGCAGGCAUCAUAUUGAGAAAUAUUUCUGUAAUCCUGCUCCUCACAUUUCCUAGCCCUGGAGUAGGCAAGUUAAUCUUUCUAUAGUCCAGUAUCCUCACCUAAAAAAAUGGAGGUGGUAAUGUGAACUCUGUCAAAUUUUGUGAGAAUUGUCAACUAAGAAAAAGAGGCAAAACUAAAGAAAAAAUAAAGGUCUUUUCUUUGGAGUGUCGCAGUUGCAAUUCAGAGAACACAGAUUCUGUUAGCAACCAGAAAAGUGUCCCACUCAUGUGGGCAAGGCAAGAGUUUAUUCUGAGAAAGAAUUGGGUUGCUUAUGUGAUUUUGAUAAAGAGAAAAAAAAAACACAAAACUUAAUUGGUCCCCACCAGUUGAGUUGCUUUCGAUUAUUCUGACUUUUAUUGGUGCUAUCAAAUGCAACUAAUCUUACUAUCUUUUAGUUAACUAUUCUGUCUUCAUGAAGUUCAAACCAACAGUUUUAUGGCCCUAAUGCCAGUUCUUUUUAGCAACUACCUAUAAAACAGUUGCCACUUUGGAGCCAGUUCACGAAUUCACUAGUUAGAAAGGAAAAUGGAGCUUCAAAAUGGGAUCUCUCAUGUUCAGAAAUUUUAUUUCACAGAAUUAAAUGAGAUCGGAUGUACUUAGAGUAGUACCAGCACAUGGUACAUGUUCAGUGUUAGCUGCUGCUUUUUUAUCCUGGUUUAAACUUUGACCCUGAGAUAGCUGUUGGUUUGAAAUGUUAAUCUGGUAUCUCUGUAUGGAGCCUAAAACUUUGAACAUUUUCCUCUGUGAUAGUCACUGUCAUACCCAUAGUAUUAGGGAAAUUUUAUUUAGUUUGGCAGCUAAUACGACAACUCAAAUUCUUUUUUUCUAAUUUCACCAAACCCAGUAUAUGAAUACCAAGAUUUAUAAAAGACCUGGUGUGGCAUAGUGAUAGAUCGUUAUUUAUUCACCUUAUAAAAUGGUAAUUGCCUACAUGGAAUAUUUUACUAUUGACCCCUUUAAACAGAAAUCUCUGCUUAGGAAGUUUAUAAUUAAGCUUAUAUAAAUUUAACUUACAUACAUUUUCAUGCACACACGUUACUGAUUGGGAGACAAGAAAUUGCCUUUCUAGUUACAGUUUGUCAUUAAUCUUUAUCAUUGCAUUGUGACCUCAAAUAAGACACUUCUCUGCAUUUCAUUUUUCAAAUCUGUAAAAUGAACAUAUUCAAAUGAGGUUUAAGAUCUUGCUCAAUUCCUUAAGUCUGUGGUUCUGGCCUAAAACUCUAGGACCUAACAUCAUAGGCAAGGUGAUGGGGUGAUGUGAAGAAGAUUCAGGUUGGUGGGAAUUAACCACUCAUAGAUGCUGUUAAGGCAAAAACAAAAAUAAGAGCUUCUUGAGAGCAGGGACAAAUGCUAUUCUUUGAAUUCCCUACCAUGUUUACCUCAAUGCCUUGAAUAGAGAUCUCAUUAAACAUUGAAUUAAUUAAUGAGCAAUAUCUAUAAAUGUCAAGAUCCUAUACUGUGGAACCAGACAAUGCCUGGGUCUGCAGUUCCAGUUCUGUCACCAGUUCGGUGACAUUGGUCAAGUUACUUAAUCUCUCUAGGCCUAAAUUCAUGUGCAAAGUGGGGAUAAUGACACUACAAUGAUAUUGUUGUGAAGGUUAAGUGAGUUAAUACUAGUCAAAGGUCCUCAGAACAAUGCUUAGCCCAUAGUAGACUCUAUUAU
Prionailurus viverrinus (fishing cat) is the source of this 4288-nucleotide messenger RNA. It is a transcript of the gene SLC10A5, whose product is annotated as solute carrier family 10 member 5. Gene Ontology annotation, molecular function: bile acid:sodium symporter activity. The record is from RefSeq and is a predicted model, not a curated record. NCBI's taxonomy places the organism in Eukaryota, Metazoa, Chordata, Mammalia, Carnivora, Felidae. Gene Ontology annotation, biological process: bile acid and bile salt transport. Gene Ontology annotation, cellular component: membrane.